Sesamum indicum (sesame) is the source of this 1910-nucleotide messenger RNA. It is a transcript of the gene CUC3, whose product is annotated as NAC (No Apical Meristem) domain transcriptional regulator superfamily protein. The record is from RefSeq and is a predicted model, not a curated record. Gene Ontology annotation, molecular function: DNA binding. NCBI's taxonomy places the organism in Eukaryota, Viridiplantae, Streptophyta, Magnoliopsida, Lamiales, Pedaliaceae. Gene Ontology annotation, biological process: regulation of DNA-templated transcription.
UCCACCACCUUCCACACUCUCUCUCUCUCUCUCUCUUCGUUUUCUGAAUAUUUUUUUACCUGUUUUGGAGGUCUUCUCAGGUGGCCUUUACAGGUCCUCUUCACAUUAGCCUUUAUGACCCCUCCAAAUCUAUUCCAUUUUCCUUCGGAUUCAGUGCUUCAAUCCCCCACCACCCCAAUAUAUUAAUCCUUGUCUCUGCAUGUUCUACACCCUUUUUCCUUCUCUCUCUCUCUCUAUAUAUAUACACAUACAAGAAACGAAGAGAUAUAACCGGUUCUUGAUAUCAAGAACUUUGAUAAUUAGCUGUGUGUGUUGUGGUGUGUGUGUGUGUGGAGAGAGAGAGAGUGUGAGAGAGAGAGAUCAUGAUGUUGGGUGUAGAGGAAAUUCUGUGUGAACUUGAGAGGGAUGAGAUGAAUGAACAAGGGUUGCCUCCUGGUUUUAGGUUCCACCCUACUGAUGAGGAGCUCAUAACCUUCUAUCUGGCUUCCAAAGUCUUCAAUGGCAGCUUCUCUGGUGUGGAAAUUGCUGAAGUCGAUCUCAACAGAUGUGAGCCCUGGGAACUUCCAGAUGUUGCAAAAAUGGGAGAAAGGGAGUGGUAUUUCUUCAGCUUAAGAGACAGGAAGUACCCAACUGGGCUGAGAACAAACCGAGCAACAGGCGCCGGUUACUGGAAAGCAACAGGCAAAGAUAGGGAAGUGUACAGUGCUUCAAGUGGAGGGCUUCUUGGGAUGAAGAAAACCCUUGUUUUCUACAAAGGGAGAGCCCCACGGGGGGAGAAAACCAAGUGGGUCAUGCACGAAUACCGCCUCGACGGAGACUUCUCUUGCCGCCACACCGGCAAGGAGGAAUGGGUGAUUUGCAGGAUUUUUCACAAGAUGGGGGAGAAGAAAACUCCAGCAAUGCUGCAAGGUCAAAGCUACUUGAUCAAAGCUUCAAACAGCUCAUUGCCUCCACUGCUUGAACCACCACCCACAACACUGCUAGAAUCCCAGUCUUUUCAAGAUCACCAUCAUCCACCAAUAAUGCAAACCCUAAACCAAAACCCUAAUAACUUUCUGAUGCAAACCCAAGAUUCUGACCUCAAAUCCCUCAUCAAUCCACUUGUCUCCCAAUGUGACCUGUUCUCAGCUCAGCCCACCUCAUCAUCAUCAUUCACACAAAACAAGGACCUCAUGAACAUUCACUUCUUCAAGCCUCCUCCCCUCCAUCACCUCCCAUCAAGCCAAGAUUUCAGUUUCAAGGAACUGAGCGAUGCUAUUGCCAAACAGUACUGCAAAAAAGAAGCCAGCUUUGAACAACCUCAUUUGGCUGAUCAUGGAUUUGUCAACAUGCAGUUGGCAGAAAGGAUUCAAGAAAACUCUAACAAAUAUCAGAUCAGCCCAUUUCUUUUGGGGCUAAGUGAUGAUGAAAUCGGAAUCCCAUCAGCAACAGUAACAGGGAUUGAUGAUAAUGUGACUGCUGCAGCUAUUGAUCAUGUGAUGUCAACUGAGCCGGCUUUCAGGUGGUGGUAGAUAAUUCAAUCCCACCUCCCAUCAAAGUUACUGCACAUCGGUUCUUGGCCUCUGGACCUAAUUGAAAUAUAUAUAUAAUUAAACUUUCAUAUAAAUUUUAAAGAUAUGGAUUUAUGAUCAUCAGCUAUGUGUGUUUGUAUAUAUACAGAAUCUAGAGAUUCUGAAUAUGUAAAUGAGCUGGUGAAAUUGGAGUAGUACGUAGCAGUGGUUGGCUCUUUCAUGCAUGAAUCAUGAAUGUAACCUUGUAGUGGUAGCUAGCAUUGAUGAACACUAACUGUUUGCUACUAAGGAAUUCUAGAGUACUGUUUUUGUUGUUUUGUAUAUCAAGCUUACAAAACGUACUAGUGCUAGCUAGUGCUGGUAGAUGUAUAACCAAAAUCUUGGGUGAAAGAGACUUGA